AGCAGGCAGUCGGAGGUGUGGGAACAGGACGGAGCGGCGACAGAGGAGACGCUCUCUCACUCACACACACGUGGAGGAACAAACGGAGCUCCACUCUCUGAGCGGAAAUAUUGAAAUAAACCCGAAGUCAUAACGAGGGGAGGAAGGGGUGGUGGUUGGCGGGGUGGGGAGGCACAACAAUGCUCCUGGGAGAGCCAAAUAGGUGACCGCUACAAGUACUGGGAAAGAAGCGCUUUCUGUUGUCUCCUGUCAGUGAUUAAGAAAAUAAAAGCAGCCCAGGGACUGCAGGGUCAUGGAAAACCCCUGCAGGAGGACGCAGGCGGGGAGCUGGAAACUGCUGAGGAACUCGCUGCUGCUUUCUUUACUCACCGGUGGCAGCAAAGCCCAGUGUGAAGGCUGUAUAGAGUAUUGCUGCGAUGGAUCUCCGCCUUUCUGCUGCUCCUACUACGCCUACGUUGGUGACGUCCUCUCAGGCACUGCCAUCUCUGGUAUCGUUUUCGGCGUGGUGUUCCUGAUGGGGGCGGUGGCGGCCUUGUUCCUGUGCGUGUGUAUGUGCAUGAAGAACGGGCGGGGCGCUCGGGUCGGCGUGUUCAGCACCUCCUACAUCAACACUGUGACCCAGGGCUACCCAGGUCCUCCGCCUCCAUACACCUACGACUACGAGAUGUACCCUCCCUCGGUGCACCCCCCGCCUUACACUCCUACUCAGCCUCGGCCGGCCAACUACUCGCCCCCUCCUCCUUACCCCGGCUGCACCCGCAAGUGAAUCCCCGCCUUCUAAAGCUGUUGCUAACGGGGUUAAAGACAGUUUAAGGAACAGAAAUCACCAUAUUUAAUGAAAAGAAUAAGGGUGGCCCAGUGCAAUAUAAUUCAGCAGGCCCAAACUCCCAGACAAUGCAAUGUCACUCCUGCUGCUUGGACCAAAUGGAGGGGGAAAUAAAUAACACCUUUAACACAAUGCAGGUCAUAAGUACACUCCCCCAUUCUGAGAGACUUAACCGUUAGCAGGCCUGCUAUAGCCUACGGCUGGUACUAAUAACCAAUAUCCUUAUCCGUCCCCGGCUGUGCACAUCAAAGGCACCGUGCCGCUUUGAUGAAGGUGAAGACCACUUUUUUGUCAGCGUGGCGGGGAACCUCACAUCACUGGAGGAGAGAAGGCUUUCCAGGACACAAUGUAGACUUCUAUUGGAAUUUACCCACUUUUUUUUUUUUUUGUUAAAACUUCAAAAUUUCACUGACUGAGGCGGAAUUUGAUGAUUUAUUUUUUUUUUUAAAAGCUGAUUUCAGGUUUGGACUGAUCGUGUGUAGAAUGCAAUGUAGAAACAAAGCCUUGAAUAUAAUGCAUUAUAACUCUGACCUUUUUAAUGGGAUGGACAACUUGAAAAGGACCGGGUCGUUGGUGAUGAACUGGUUUUUAUUGCCUUACUUGAAACAAUGUGAGGGUGAAAGCUGAACUGAGGGGGGGGGGUCAGGUCAUGUUCAGCUGAACCAAAGCAGGCUCUCUCUUUGAAAUGGAAAAUGUGUUUGAAAAUGUGUGAUGCAUUCACGGUUUAUCGGUUAAUUAUUGUAAUUAAAGUGAACUGACCUCACUGUGCUAUGACUGAUUCCUGUGAUGGAUGACUGUGAAACGAUGGAAGGGGUUGAACUGGGUUUUUUUUUUUUUUUUUGUUUUUUGAAUAAUGUGACAGGUAAAUGAUUUUGAAGUGUUUCCUGUCUGUUUCAGUGGCUGUUUGUAAAUUAAAGAUGUGAUUAAAACGUAACGUUUUUUAAAGUGUGAACAA
Dicentrarchus labrax (European seabass) is the source of this 1781-nucleotide messenger RNA. It is a transcript of the gene cyyr1, whose product is annotated as cysteine/tyrosine-rich 1. The coding region runs from base 293 to 766 and encodes 157 amino acids. The record is from RefSeq and is a predicted model, not a curated record. Lineage: Eukaryota; Metazoa; Chordata; Actinopteri; Moronidae. The transcript is spliced from 4 exons.